AUGGUUCGUUCGGCUGUCUUCACGGUUGAAGACGCUAAAGCGGCAUUCAACCUCUUCUGCUGCGUCUACGGCAUUGGAACGCUUGGUAUGCCCGGUAACUUUUCCCGUGCCGGGCCAGUGAUCGCGGUCAUCGCCAUGGCUUUCAUGGCCUUCGCCAACACAUAUUCCUCAGUUGCUAUCUGCCGCGUCAUGCUCAUCGCCCCGCGUUCAGUCAAGACCUACGGUGACCUCGGUGAAUGGUGUAUGGGCAAAACUGGCCGCUACGUGUCGGUUGUCUCUCAAAUGGGCAACUGUCUCUUGGUCCCGUGUGUGUUCCUGGUGCUUGGUGGUAGUCUACUCGACGGUCUUUUCCCAGCGGCCUUCAGCGCAACGACGUGGAUCAUCCUCAUGGCUCUCGCAUGCCUACCUGUAUGCCUGGUGCCUACUCUGAAGGAAGGAGCUGGUGCUGCUUUCGCCGGGUGUAUUGGCACGCUCAUCGCUGAUGUUAUCGGCGUCGCUGUCGUAAUGUACGGCAUGCGCGGUCACCCUAGCGUGCCUUCACCUGAUAUCAACUUCAAGCAAGUCGCUGGAGCGUUCGGCAACUUAGCUCUCGCUUAUGGUGCUGGUAUUGUGAUUCCGGCUCUCCAGCGCCAGCACAGUGACCCCACACGCAUGCCCCGAGUUGUCGGCGUGACAAUUGCAUUCAUUUCUUGUUGUUUCUUGGUUCUCGCCAGUACAGCAUACUCAUCUGUUGGCUGCCAGAUCUCUGGUAACCUGCUGUGGUCGAUUUACCCCGAUUCGGAAUCUGGCUUGACAACGCUGGGCUUCGCAUCGGACUGGGGUAUGGUCGUUCUUGCCUACCUCUUUAUGCAACUGCACAUUACGAUUGCCUUCUCCGUUAUCCUGAACCCGGCAUUCUACAUCGCCGAGCGCAUCUUGCUCGGAAUGCACAAGUCUACGGUCGCUGACGUGGAGAACAAUCUACUUACUUACGCCGACGCUGCUACUCCUCGUGAUGGUGCAGAGCGCUCGGAGAAGGAGUCCCGUGCUUCCAAGCGCUCGUUUAUUUCUGUUGCCGAUAACGAGAACGUGCACCUUGGUGAGCCGGAUGCCGAGGCCGCUGAGUACCGUGGGGCCAACACCAUCAAAUACGUUAUCCUUCGUAUUGUGAUGAUCAUCGUUUUGGCAAUCGCAUCAGUGCUUCUGCAGGACCAUUUCUCGGACUUAGCGGACUUCGUCGGAGCGUCGUGCAUUACGAUGAAUUCAAUCCUUCUGCCAAUUGUGUUCCUAUUGAAGAAAAAAUGGGGCUCGCUUCCUAUGUGGGAGAAGGCCCCGGCGCUCACCGUGGUGGUGGUGUGCUUCUGCCUGGGCUGCUACGUGACGUACACAUCGGGCAAGAACCUGUUUGCUCCAAGCGACGAUGACACGGCGUUUCCGUUCUGCGCGCCGGAGUUUGAGAAUACUGUGUAUUACAACUAUACGGCCGCUCAUGAAAACUACUACUAA
This is a messenger RNA of Phytophthora infestans T30-4, 1485 nucleotides long. RefSeq names its product Amino Acid/Auxin Permease (AAAP) Family. The transcript has a single exon. Lineage: Eukaryota; Oomycota; Peronosporomycetes; Peronosporales; Peronosporaceae. The record is from RefSeq and is a predicted model, not a curated record. Gene Ontology annotation, cellular component: vacuolar membrane. Bases 1 to 1485 code for a protein of 494 amino acids. Gene Ontology annotation, biological process: amino acid transmembrane transport. Gene Ontology annotation, molecular function: amino acid transmembrane transporter activity.